Molecule: messenger RNA, 1617 nt
Organism: Kuraishia capsulata CBS 1993
Lineage: Eukaryota; Fungi; Ascomycota; Pichiomycetes; Pichiales; Pichiaceae
Exons: 1
Coding region: 1-1617 (538 amino acids)
Biological process (GO): mitotic intra-S DNA damage checkpoint signaling; DNA catabolic process; resolution of meiotic recombination intermediates
Cellular component (GO): nucleus; Holliday junction resolvase complex
Molecular function (GO): 3'-flap endonuclease activity; DNA binding; crossover junction DNA endonuclease activity
Source: RefSeq, a predicted model, not a curated record
AUGGACUUGCCAAGUGAUCUCAAGCAUCUGUUUCUGGCAUGGCUUGAAGAGGAGAGGGUAAAGGCCGAAAAGUUCAGUACUCAUCUGGCCUCUGUAUACUCGCGAGGCGUGGACAAUAUACGCGCGUCGCAGACGGUAUUCCAGCAUCCCAAACAGCUUGGUUCGGUCCAGGGUGUUGGACCUAAAACUGUGGCAUUGAUAUCAGCAAGAUUAAGCAAGUAUUGUGACGAGAAUGGGUAUAAGACUGUUGAAGAGAGUGUGAAAGCAUCUGAAGACAAGGCCAGAGAUGCUGCAGGAAACGAAGAAGAGGCCGAAAAUCCAACAAAUUCUAAGAAACGGAAACCUAGGAAGUCCGAUGGGAAUGCCAUGAAGAAGAAAACAAAGAAACAGUACGUGCCGGCGAAACGGUCCGGUGGUUACGCGAUUCUCAUUACUUUACACAGCUUUGACAGAAGGCGAUCUGGGAUGACCAAAAGCGAGAUCAUUAGUGAGGCAGCGCAAUUCUGUGAAAGCAGCUUCGACCCAAAUCCAGCAACAGGCCAGUUCUAUUCGGCAUGGCAGAGUAUGAAGACGUUACUGAAUAAGGAACUCGUUGUUUCGAAUGGAAGACCAGCUAGGUUUUCGUUGACUGAGGAAGGUUCACAAAUCGCCGAAACUCUGUGUCUUGAGGAUACCCCCAAACGACUUCUGAAAGACGUGGCUCCUCCCUUUCCAAUUCUGCAAGAGCUGGAGGUUCCAGAUAGGCCGUUUACGGUUUGGAACUCUGGGGACUUUUCAGUAGUUCUGUUGCUGGAUAACAGAGAGAUCAAGUCCAAGGAUAACAGAGGGUUCUUUGGUAACACACUACAAAGGAUGGGAGUGACAAACGAGACACGAGCACUCUCCAUUGGUGAUGCUGUCUGGAUAGCCAAACACAACGAGACUGGCAAGGAAGCCAUUUUGGAUUUCAUUCUGGAGAGAAAGAGACUUGAUGACUUGCUAAUGUCUAUCCGCGAUGGGAGAUUUUUGGAACAAAAAUCGCGACUCAGCCGAACGGGAAUCGAUCAUGUCUAUUAUUUGAUAGAAGAACAGUCGUCUCGAGACGUUUCGUUCAUGGGUGAUUCUCUUCAGACGGCUAUAAGUGCCACUAUCACCAACUCCAAAUUCCAUGUCAAACGCACGGCCGAUGCUGAAGAAACUGCUCAUUUUCUAAGAGAUUUGACUGGUUUGAUUGUGGAAUACUACAAGGACAAGUCACUGGCAGUAAUGCAACUCCAGAACCUGAAUAGUCAGUCAGAAUAUGCACGGAGGCUAGAAUUUCACAGAUCGCGGCUGGCCGAGGACACGAAAUGUGCACAUAGCUUUGAGACUCUCCAGGUAAUUCUUUCGAAAUCGGACAUGGCUACCGUGGGAGAGAUGUUCAUCCGAAUGCUGAUGGCUAUUAAAGGUGUUUCUCUGGACAAGGCGGUAGUGAUCCAGAGACGGUACGGAACACCGCUCAAGUUGGUAGAUGAGUACGAGAGGUAUACUGGGGAUGGGAGAAAAAUGCUACUGGAUGAGUUCAAAGGAGAAGUUGGCAAUAAGAAAAUCGGUCCUGUGUUGAGUGACAAGAUAUGGCAAGUGUGGGGAGGUGUCUGA